Messenger RNA from Macrosiphum euphorbiae (potato aphid), 627 nucleotides. The record is from the annotation of a GenBank genome assembly. NCBI's taxonomy places the organism in Eukaryota, Metazoa, Arthropoda, Insecta, Hemiptera, Aphididae.
AUGCAAGGUCGUAAAGAAAACAUAAUUUCAACAAGUGAUAAAAUGGAAAGUUUCAAAAAAAAAAUUAAUUUAUGGUUAUCAUGCAUAAAAAAUGAUGAUUUUUCAUGCUUUUCUUCAGUUGAAGAAUCAAAAAUCCAUUUAAGCAUAAAUCAAAAAACGGAAUUAAAAAAUAUAAUGUACGAACAUUUAUUGACACUUUCUCGAAAUUUAAAGAGUUAUUUUCCAUCACUUCUAACAACUGAAAUACAGUGGGUAGUUUCAUUAUAUGGUCCAUGUGGAGAAGAAAAUAUAAAAAAUGCAAACUUAUCUUCUACGGAAAAAGAACAAUUACUAGAAAUAUCAUCAGAUACCACGUUAAAAUCUAAAUUUUAUAUGUCUGAAAAUGAUUCAUUUUGGAUUUCUUUGCAAAACGAAUACCCAGAAGUGAGCAAAAAAGCGUUGCAAAUUUUGCUUCCUUUUUCAACAUCAUAUAUGUGUGAAUCAGCAUUUUCGAUAUUAGAAGUAACAAAAACCAAAAAAAGGUCAACGCUUAAAGAUAUUGAAAGUGAAUUACGCGUAAGUUUGUCAACAAUUCGCCCACGAAUUGAAGACCUAUGUUCAAUUCGCCAAUCACAAGUAUCGCACUAA